AUGGCGCCUCUCCAGGGUGAGAGGAGUUCGCAACCGCUCUCAGCGGAUGUAAGUGACGAAGAGAACCGUAAUGAGAGCACACGUGAAUCAUCGGAGUCACCGGCUUAUUACUGGCCAAUGGACGAAGACGAAGCCGAGGAUGAGGAAGACCCAGACUACGAGGAUGAACCCGUUGAAGAAGAUGAAGACGAUCUUCAAGGUACUCGGGACAUUGAAAUAUUGCUAGAGAAUGGAGGUGAUGACGACGAUGAAGAGGAAGACGAGGACGAGAUCGAAGGUGUUACUGACACUCAACGACUUGUAAACAUUGUACGGACCGGUGCUAGAACAGGACUACUAACACGGAGACAACUUAUUGCCUUGAUGCAGAGCCCCGAUCUUACCAGUGUUUUAUUCCAAGAUAAUCCAGGGGAGGACGCCGAGUUCUUGAAUAACUGGCCUUUCAAUCGGCGUCUCACACCCAAGGACCCGAAUCGCUUCCCGAAAGUGCCAAGUGAGCAGGGCUUGAAGCUUAUGCGAUCAGGAGCAUUUGGUGCAAAUGACUACAACCCCAGAGCAAAGAGGCACCUUGCUGUGAGGAUGCUCGAGCGGGAGCAUGAGCCCAAAUCUUUCCAUCAAGACGAGUUGACUGACAGCGUCCAGAGUCUGCUACCAAAAUCAAGAGCCGAGAAGAUCAUCCAUUUCGAUGACCCCGUGUAUUCCGGACAGUUUUCGGACGAUGGAAACUUCUUUUUCGCCUGCUCUCAAGACUUCAAAGUACGAAUGUACGACACCUCCAGCCCAUACAAUUGGAAGCAUUACAAGACAGUCAGCUACCCAUGGGGACAAUGGACACUCACAGAUGCAUCAUUGAGUCCCGACAACAAAUGGCUCGCGUAUACUUCAAUUCAGAGUAUGGUCUCCAUAGCUCCGACAGAUCCAAAUGAUACUGGAGAUCCCUAUACACUGGAUUUAGACAACGGCCCGUCGCAUGGAUGGCACGGGCGACGCGGCUUCGGUAUCUGGUCUGUCAGGUUCUCAGGCGAUGGACGAGAACUGGUGGCUGGAACGAGCGCGGCCUCCAUCGUGGUAUAUGACAUUGAGUCUCGGAGAGUUCUUCACCACGUUCGUGGUCACUCGGAUGAUGUCAACGCCGUGUGCUUCGCUGACAAGAUGUCACCGCAUAUCCUUUACUCGGGUUCCGACGAUACAACGAUCAAGGUCUGGGAUCGGAGAAGCAUGGGCGAUCACCGAGAAGCUGGCGCUUUUGUCGGCCACAUCGAAGGCUUGACAUACAUCGACAGCAAGGGAGAUGGACGGUAUAUUCUCAGUAAUGGAAAAGACCAGUCAAUGAAGCUAUGGGAUAUAAGAAUGGCCAUGUCGACCGAUCGAUUCAACGAACUUGAUCCGACAGCACAUGCAAACACCAGUGGCUUCGAUUACCGGGGUGGCAUAUAUGACGACGAGGACUGGGAUGUGCACCCCCAUGAUAAUUCCCUCGUGACUUUCCGAGGUCACAAAGUUCUUCGAACCCUUAUUCGAUGUCACUUUUCACCCCCGAUGUCCACUAACUCACGAUAUGUAUACUCAGGCAGUACCGAUGGCAAGGUAUACAUUUGGAAUAUGGAUGCGAGCUUGGCUGGAAUCAUAGAUGUUAAGAAAACUACCAUGCGCACUCGUCCAAUGGAUAAUCGGCACCGCUUCUAUCAUUUCGAUGAACCAGGCAAUUGGGGCACCUGUGUCCGCGAUGCAAGCUGGCAUCCCAAUGCCCCUCUCCUUGUUGCGUCUGCUUGGAAUGGCUACAACAUGGCAAGAGGAACUUGCACGCUGCAUUCGUAUAACGACAACGUGGAUGAUGAAGGAGAACCACCGAUGGGCCAGAGUGUCAACCACUUGCUCAAGGAACAGCCUGAGCUAUACCAGAACUCAACAUAUACAAAUGGACUGCGUUUAGGGUAA
Molecule: messenger RNA, 1938 nt
Organism: Fusarium musae
Lineage: Eukaryota; Fungi; Ascomycota; Sordariomycetes; Hypocreales; Nectriaceae
Exons: 5
Coding region: 1-1938 (645 amino acids)
Biological process (GO): proteasome-mediated ubiquitin-dependent protein catabolic process
Cellular component (GO): Cul4-RING E3 ubiquitin ligase complex
Molecular function (GO): protein binding
Source: RefSeq, a predicted model, not a curated record